This is a messenger RNA of Rhizopus microsporus ATCC 52813, 519 nucleotides long. RefSeq lists its product as uncharacterized. NCBI's taxonomy places the organism in Eukaryota, Fungi, Mucoromycota, Mucoromycetes, Mucorales, Rhizopodaceae. Bases 110 to 436 code for a protein of 108 amino acids. The record is from RefSeq and is a predicted model, not a curated record. The transcript has a single exon.
UUCAUUUUUUAAUAUAACUUUUCAUACAAAGAAAAGCCGUUAGUUUUUAUCUUUAAUUUUUUAUCGUACAUCUUUAUCUUUCCUUAACGUCUUCUCUCUUUCUUGUACAAUGAACAGUCAUCAAACCAUAAACAAUGUUAACAACGAACAAGAAGAUUGUUAUGGUUACAUCAGUCAAGAAGAACGAGGAUGCUACUUUAAUUAUGAUAAUUGUAUGAUGGAAGCUAUUACAGAAGCAGACUAUCAAGAUCAGCUUUAUGUAGAAGACGAACAAGACGAAUAUGAAGAUGAUCCCUUACUCGACUUAAUAAUGGGUGUUCAAAGCUAUUUGGCAGAACAGGCCAAGAUAUUGAACAGCACAGUCACUGACUCUCCGCUUUAUAGCCUCCAAUACAAGAUGUAUACCUAUAUAAGACAAAGAGUGUAUGACCUUUAGCUUUAAAAAGAAAAUCAAUGUACAAACUGUGUAAAUUGUAAAAAUAAAGCAACACUUGUUUUUUUUUCCUUCUCCUUUCCAGA